Procambarus clarkii (red swamp crayfish) is the source of this 4863-nucleotide messenger RNA. RefSeq names its product Microcephalin (gene MCPH1). The record is from RefSeq and is a predicted model, not a curated record. NCBI's taxonomy places the organism in Eukaryota, Metazoa, Arthropoda, Malacostraca, Decapoda, Cambaridae. Gene Ontology annotation, biological process: mitotic cell cycle.
GGUAAUGGAGAGGCGGCCUUUGUUUGUCAGUGGUUAAGAAAGACCCGCGAGCUGUGGUGUGUUGUUGAUCUGGUAAACUGUUUUGGAUUUACAAGAUUCGUUUGAAUAUCAAAGAUGAAGAAAAGAGGAAGAGGUCGACAGAAAACUCCAUUAGGGUCCAAAAAAACUUCCCCUGAUCUGCAAGAUGUCCUUUUCAAUCCACAAAUGAGGAAUAGUACUGGUGCUACCUCAUUAGUCGUACCAGAAACACCUACAAAUUCUAGUACGAGUGUAGUUACGGGCUCCACCUUUACGUCUGUGAUGGAAACUCCAGAUGAUGAAUUACUAAAUAUUGUAAAUAACUGUGUUACCAAUGCAGAUAAUAAGAACCAUGAACAUAAUGAAGCUGUUGUACAAAAUAGUGAUCAAAUCAAUGAAACGAAUGAUGAUUCCCUCACAUUUGCUAUUACACCAGAUCUUAAUUUGGGCAGAACUAAGAAACUGUUGUCUAUUUUGGAGUCUGAACAUUCCUUCGCAAAAUCCCUCCAAUCUCAACAAAUGAAAAACAGUUCAAUGCUUUUUGGUCAGAAUAAUAAUAAUGAAAGAAGAAGAACAAGAGUAACAGAGAGAGUUGGGAUGCUUUCUCCUGUAAAAGGUAAAAAAAGGUUAUCAUUAGCUGACAUUAUAUUACCAUUUGAUCUUAAUAAUUCUACAAAUGGUUCACAUAAAGUUAGAUCAAUCAUAGAAAAGGAACACAAGCCAAGGAGAUCAAUGAAUACACCAACCAAACCUCUGCCCACAAACUCCAGGAAAAUGCUGCGGUCACAAUUACCCAAUAAAGGUGAUAGUAAAGUCGAAGGUGAUAAUUUAGAAGUUGGAAAGGGAGAAAAUGUAACUUUGCACUUUAAUAGUGAAGAUCUCCAAUUGACUCCAGUAGUCAGUAGUAGUCAGCAAGCUCUUGAGAACACUAUUCAUGGUAUCAUAGAGGGACUUGAAUCACAAAAUUUAGAUGAAACUGAUCCAGUUGAAGGACAGCCACCAUGUUUAUUAAAUGGUGAAACCCAAAAGCAGCUAUUGCUUAGUUUAAAAAAGAUGAAAGGUCGGCGUUGGAGUGUUUGUGGCAAGGUAGCGUGUGAAGCACUGCCAGGAGCACAAGCAUUGGCACGUAAUUUAAAUGUGAAUCUUGGUGGGUCUAAUAAGGCUUUGUCAUCUGACAUGUCAUUGCCAGAUAACAAUCCUGAAAGACUGAAGAAGGAUAAUUGUGAUGCUAUAUCUCGAGAACCUGCAAAACCACAACCAGAACUGAAGUCAAUUUUGUCAGGUGUUGUUGCUUAUGUAGAGGUUCGCAUGGAGUGUGAUAAUCGUUCUGCAGUCAUUAAAGAACACGUGCGUGCUUUGGGGGCAGAGGUGCAAGAAAGGUUAAAUGCAUCUGUUACCCAUGUUAUCUUUAGGGAUGGCUCUAAGACUGUUUUCAACCGAGCCAUGAAGCGUGGACUACACUUGGUAUCAUCGUUGUGGGUCGAGGCGUGUCGCGAGCAGCAGCAGCGUGUGCCUGAGGCACUCUACCCCAGCUGCUCAAUUGAGACCUACUCAAAGCCACUUCUAUCUGCUAAACUCAGAAGGCUAAGGUCUAUGCAGCCAAAAGAGCUUUCAGAAGAAGAAAAGCUAGCAACUGCUCGUGCCCGCCGGCGGCUCAAAGCCGUAAGCUCCCCAUCAGAUUCAUCUGCGUCAAGUAAUAAGCAGUUUGCUUUUCCAUCAUAUAAUUCUGAAAAGGAGGCUGUAAACUCGCCACUGUUUGGCAUCAGUCAUCUUUUGACCCCACGUCAACGCCAGUCUGUAUCGUCUGCAUCAAGUGAGGAUGACGAAAACAAUUCAGAAUUUUUGUCUCAGGGCAUCAAUACCCCACUCGUAAAACGCCUCUACGAUAGAUUCUUUUCUCCCAAAUCAGACGGCAGUAACACAGGCCGCAUCAGAAGCAAAGUUGGUCUUUCCUUUGACUCCUCUUCAGAAGAUGUAUUUUGUGGAAGUGAUGAAGAGAGAUCAGCAAGAGGAAGGGUAGAGUCUUCAAUAUUAGAAAAUGAGGAGAGUCGGCUGACUAUUGGCAGUAAAACCCAGUCUGAUGAAAGUGUUAAUCUAAAACUAAGGCUGAGUAAUAGCAAUAAUAAUGUUGAGGCAGAAGAAAUGCCUGUUAGAUUAACUGGAAAACCAUCAAAAUCAGAAACAAACUUUGUAAAUCCUUUGCAAGAUGAGAAGGGAAAUAUUCAAGAAUCAGUUUAUAGUUCAUCUUCGGAAUUUGAAGAUUCAGAACUCGUCAAAAGUAGCUCACUUGUGGCAGAUGCCAGCCGAGGACAGUGUGAGGGUGAGAGCAUGCCUGCACGCUGUGAUAGUGGUGAUACACCACCCUCGAGGCCAGACAACUGUUAUUUUAACCAUAAUGAUACAAAUAUUGAAAACAAAUCUCCAGUGAAAAGAAAGUCUGUAACUUCACAAGAGAAUGCUGUAUCAGAAGUAAAUGAAUUAAUUACCAAGUGUUUAAUUGGGCCAAAAGAGAAAAAAAGUAGAAUAAAUGCUGAAGAAACACAAAUGAAUGUCAGAAUUACAAGAUCCAAAACAAAAUCUUGUAGUAAUAAUAAUAAAAAAAUAGUUAAAAAAAAAACUUCAGUUUUAGAAGUUGAAACACAGACAUCAAGAAGUUCUAAAAAAAAAAAAACUGAUGUUAAUGUAACAUCAGAGAAAGAAUCUUUUAGUUUUGACUUCAGCCAAAAGACAUCUGAAUGCAAUAACUUUAGCAAUAAAGACUUGAACAGUGACAAAAGUAACUCCAUAGGAACAAGGACAAAUUCUGUUGACAGAACCAGUAUAACCAACUCAAUAGAUGACCAGCAUUCAUUUAUCCCAGAUUCCCAGAAUACUUUUUUCAGUUCCUCACAAGCUAGGAGGAGAAAGCUACUCAGUGUGGAUGUGUUGAUGCCAUCUCAGGAGCUUAUAAUACCGGUUACUCCAGAUGGUCGUGACAAAAUUAUACGAGGACCAUACGCAGGCCUGCAGAUUAAGGGUGCCAGAACCCAGCGUGCCGCACUGAGGGAUCAAAAAGACAGAAACUCAUCUAUGCCACUGCCACGUAACCACAAAAAUUCCUUCCGUAAUAGAAAAAAGUCAGUUGAAUUUACCUCCUUAAUUAAAGGGCCAAAAUAUGAGCCUACAUCAGAAGAAAGAGAGUUUGUGUAUGUGCAGUCGAACAGCUCGUCUCAACACUCCUUAUGUAAAGAGGCGAGAUCAGAUGAGGAUGAGUUGUUCUCAAGUUCUGGGGAUGAAAGCAUAUUCCUGGAAUCAAAGAUCCGCCCACUUCCACAACCUAGAAAAUCAAUAGAAGAAUUUCAGCUUAAAAAUGGCUUGAAAAGAAGAGAGAAGAAAGGUAAAUCUAAAAGUGGCAAGAAUCCAUCUAUAUGCUUUACCAGUGUGCAUUCCAAAGAAAUGGGCAGCCUCAUUUCAAUAAUUAAGAAGCUAAGAGGCUACCGAAUAACAGAGCACGUCAACACCAGCACAACACAUGUAGUGUGUGGAGCGUCCCGGCGUACGAUGAACCUUCUGUUUGGUAUUGCCCUCGGGUGUUGGGUUGUUGAUGUGUCUUGGUUGUAUCAGUCCUUAGAAAUGGAAACUUGGGCACCAGAAGAACCGUUUGAAAUAUUUACGUUUUCCCCAGGAGCUAAGAUUUGUCGGGAACAAAAACAACGACAAGGCACCUCGUACAAACAAACACUUUUCUCCGGAGUUGGCAACAUCUUCGUUCAGGAAGGUUGUGUACCUCCAUCAAGUCAACUACGGGACCUGUUGCAGCUGUGUGGUGCUGUAGUGGUCUCAAAUGUUCGCAGUGCAAAUCUGGUAAUUGGCAAGCCUACUGCUGCAACAGAAACGAGAGGUAAUUUUGCUAAAAUCACUCACGUCUCGGAAAAGUGGGUAUUGGACUCGAUACAGUACCAUAAACUUCAGCCUUUUCAUCUCUCACCAAGUCAGACUACGUAAAGCUUAGUACACUAUGCUUUGGUAGCCUGAAUGGCAGUAUGUCGUCUGCAUCAGUAAUAUUGCCUUUAAAAAGGUCAUUAAUCAUUAAAACUAAAGCUAUAUUUUAAGUUGUUCCCUAUUGUCAUAAAAUUAUCACUUCAAAUCAUUUUUUCAAAACCAAUACAAUACAAUAUUGUGUAAAUUUGCUCCCAAAUGUGAUAGUGCUGUUUACUAAAAUUCAUAAGCAGUAAAGUUUCCCCGAGUUUGUAUAAUUCUGCAUUAAAACAAGAACUCUGUGACAGUAAUCACAAAAUGUAUUAUUAUUAAAAAUUAAAAUGUGAUAAUUAAAACCAUUACUUUGCAAAAUAGCUUUGCUUCAUGCCAAAAGAAUUCAGUUUAUUUAAAUGAACAGAGAAAGAUAUGUUCUUUGGAGUGUAGCACUUGACAAAUGUAAUACAGUAUAUAUAUAAUAUAUAUAUAUUUACAUAUCUACAGUAAUAAUAUAAUUGGAGAUGUACCACUAUGUGACAAAACUAUAUAUACAGUAUACUACAGUAAUAAUAUAAUUGAAAUGACUUACUAUUCUGGGAUGCUUCCUGGUCAAAAACAAACUAUUUAUUGUAUGUUUGAAAUAUGAAGUAUUUAUUUGUAUUAGUUAUGGUAUUGAUAGUUUAGUUCAUUAUGACUUUUGAAAUGCUGUACAUUCAUGGACAGAAAAUAAUUGUUGUAUUUGUAAAAAAAAAUAUAUAUAUUUGUAUAUACAACUGCAGUAUUAUUUAUAAUAUGUACAAUCUAAAUUAUAUUUGUAAACAUUUUGGUUGCGUAUAAAAGCCUUAAUACAUUGCUAAAAUCUUGCCUCUAAGUAAAACAUUAAAAAAUUUA